AUGUUAAGUUCGAACGAAUUUAUACGACUGCUCACAAUUCCGACGCAACUGGAGGGAUCGCGAACGCCGCUUCUAGACUUGCCUUUAAGACAACGCCUGCCGGUCGCGUCACCGGUGAGGAAUCACCCAUCAUCGCCGCACAUACUAGAAAACCCAUACCCGUCGUACCGGGUCGGCAUUUUUCGCAAUCGAGGUCUUUCUGGAAUACGCAUCGCGACUUCCUCUUUCAGGCUUUUCUUUAGUGAACGCCGCCCGGUCGCCGUCACCGACGAUGAGUCACUUAUCAUCGCCGCACAUACUAACACCCAUAGGCGUCGUACCGGGGACACUGUUAAGUUUAACUCAAGAAAAGAAAAUAAACCGACAAAAAUGACUCUGAGCCAAGUACAGGAAUUCUACAAAAAUCAAACCGUCUUUAUAACCGGGAGUACUGGCUUGUUGGGAAAACUCGUUCUUCGGAAAUUGUUAACCACAUGUGAUCCGAAGAAAAUCUAUCUUCUUAUUAGACAACACAAAGGAAAAUCGGUGGCGGAAAGACUUGAGACACUCCUAGACAGCGCUGACUUGAGACGGGAUGAAUCGGAAUUCAAAGGGAAAAUUUUUGCUAUCAAAGGAGACUGCGGUUUACCUGGACUGGGAAUAUCACAGGAUGAUAGAGAGACUCUAGUGAAUGAAACGACUUGUAUUAUUCACAUUGCAGCUACUAUAAAAUUUAACGAGCAUUUAAGAUUGGCUGGAUAUGUUAAUGUUCGUGCUGUGCAGGAUCUCCUCAAUUUGGCUAAAGAAGUUCCAGACUUAAAGGCUAUGGUGCACGUUUCUACAGCUUACUCAAACUGUAACCAAAAAGAUUUAAUAAAAGAACAAUUCUAUGAGCCUGGAAUGACCGCCACAGAGCUCUGGAAAAUGCUGGAGUCAGUGGAUGAUGAAACAGUAACAAACAUCACUCCAGAAGUUCUAGGUUCUUGGCCCAACAGCUACACAUUCACCAAAGCUGUGGCCGAAAAUGUUAUCAAAACCGAAGCUCAAGAUAUGCCAAUUUGUAUCGUCAGGCCGGGGAUUCUGAUGGGCGCCUUCCAAGAACCUGAACCAGGUUGGCUGGAUGCAAUUGAAGGUAUCAGUGCUUUUCUUAUAGGGACGUAUCUAGGUUUGAUACAUUGCCACCUAGCCGACACUAAACCUAUAUACCUGAUACCGUCUGAUUACACAGCAAAUAUUAUUUUGGCGGCUGGGUGCCACGCAACAGAGAAAAGUUCCCCUCCACCGAUCUACAACUACACAGGUUCUGAGAAAAAUCUGUUAACGAAAAGUAAACUCUACGAGUAUGGGAAACUAUCAACAAAAGUCUACCCCAGUGUACACGCCGUCAAUGCAUGCCUCUUGAUUUUUACCAAAAACAAGUACUAUCUUAAGUUCCUCCAGUUCUGGCUUCAUCUCGUACCAGCGUAUAUAGUGGAUCUGCUUUGCUUGUGUCUUCGAAAAAAACGAAGAUUCGUCAAAAUGUACCAAAAAGUACACAGAAUGUGCGACGAAUUAGCGUACUUUAAUGUGAAUUUUUGGAAAUAUGAAACAACUAAUUGCGAAACGUUGUGGAAAGCCUUGGAGGAAAAAGAUCGAGAAUUAUUUCCGUUCAACAUGGAGAACUUAGAUUGGUGGAGUUUUUUCGAAAAGUGUGCAAUAUAUGCAAGGAUUAAUUUGUUGAAAGAUCCGAUGCACACUUUACCCCAAGCCAAACGAAAACGAAAAUUCAUUAUAUUCUUAUAUUAUUGCCUUACUUUUGCACUUGUGUAUGUCGUGUGGUGGAUGAUUUGA
This is a messenger RNA of Zophobas morio, 1809 nucleotides long. RefSeq names its product fatty acyl-CoA reductase wat-like. The record is from RefSeq and is a predicted model, not a curated record. The transcript has 10 exons. Gene Ontology annotation, cellular component: peroxisome. Lineage: Eukaryota; Metazoa; Arthropoda; Insecta; Coleoptera; Tenebrionidae. Gene Ontology annotation, molecular function: alcohol-forming very long-chain fatty acyl-CoA reductase (NADP+) activity. Gene Ontology annotation, biological process: long-chain fatty-acyl-CoA metabolic process. Bases 1 to 1809 code for a protein of 602 amino acids.